Molecule: messenger RNA, 1602 nt
Organism: Aspergillus pseudoviridinutans
Lineage: Eukaryota; Fungi; Ascomycota; Eurotiomycetes; Eurotiales; Aspergillaceae
Product: YagE family protein
Exons: 2
Coding region: 1-1602 (533 amino acids)
Source: RefSeq, a predicted model, not a curated record
AUGACUUCGGCAGCAGAGACAACCCCGUUACUCCCCCAAUACCAACAGCAGCCAGCAUCCUCCAAUACGUCACAGCAACGAGGAAGCCGUCCGCCGCGGACAGUGACAUUCAACCCACUGGCCACGGUCAGUACAUACCAUGAUGCUACUGCCGCCGUGGAUCCCACUUUUAAGCCAUUGAGUUCGGGUGCUUCUUCUGUUCCCAACGCUCCGUCCAAUCAAUCGAGACCGACCGGCCUUUCUGCCCUGAACAGCAAGCUCCGUCGCCGCAAUAGCCAUGGAGCUCCCUACAGCACGGCUGUGCCUUCGAUGCCACCAGCACCCAAGGUCGGACCACAGCGAACGACAAAGAAUGCGCAGAAACUAAAACUGCUGCCGGAUCCUGUGACAGCUGCCGAUGAGGACAUUGCGGACGACGAGUUCCCGCGAGAUGUGUAUUCGCAGAUCACGCGAAUCAAAGAACCGACUGCCCGAAGUCACGCUGCCAGAUUGGGGAAAGCAGACAGAGAUCGACUUCCACGAGUAACAGCAUACUGUACAGCCAACUCGUACAGACUCGAAGGCGUUAUCAGGUUUCUUAAAGCACGGUCAAAGACCCGCGGGGCUAACCCGAAGCUGUACGACGAAUGCGUCUACUCUCCCUACGAUUACUUAUAUGAGGAUAAACAAAGAGCGCCGAGGAAUUUGUCUGACAAUGCGCUGGGGCUCCACCCUAUCCCGUCGAGUCCCGAUCGGCCCUCCGGCGAGCGCAGGUAUUCAGACAGUGCGGUCGAAGUUGAAGAUAAUGCGAAAUCACGCAGAGAAGACCUCAUUGACCUGCGAGAUUCGCAAGAACAAUCACACCAUGACGCACAUACGGAGAGCGCAGUACAGCGGACAGACGAGACGCCAGACUUUGAUACUACCAUCCACACCCCGGAGGUCUUCCUUUUUGAUUACGGGACAGUUGUCAUAUGGGGCAUGUCACCCGCGCAAGAAUCACGAUUCCUAUCCGACGUUUCGAAAUUCGCAAACUCAAUUCUGAGCCCCGAAGAUACGCAGGUUGAGAAUUUCAACUUCUACUAUGCUCGCGAGUACCAGGCACGGAUAUACAAUGACUUUAUCUCGCUCCGUGAUCCUCGAAACCAUAUGAUCAAACUUGCCAUCUCACAUGCCUUGUCCCAAUCCGUCAAAACAUCCCUCUUCGAGGACCUCGUCUCGGAAACCAUCUCGAAUACUGCACCACUCCCGGCUCAAAUCGCCCAAACCGGCAGUGUCAACAUGACGCGGCGACAAAUCAACAUGCAGAUUGGAGAACUGUUCAUCUUACGAAUAAACAUUCAUUUACAAGGCUCCGUCCUCGACAGUCCGGAACUGAUGUGGGCAGAGCCGCAGCUGGAGCCGGUCUACCAGGCUGUCCGAAGCUAUCUCGAGAUGGACCAAAGAGUCAGUCUUCUCACGGAGCGACUGGACGUCAUUGCGGAUCUUCUGGCCGUCCUGAAGGAUCAGUUGACUCACCGCCACGGUGAGUAUCUUGAAUGGAUCGUCAUCAUCUUGAUCGCGGCGGAAAUCCUAGUCGCAGCCAUUAACAUCGUGGUCGACUUGUACGCAGGAGUUGAUUAG